Molecule: messenger RNA, 1602 nt
Organism: Diaporthe citri
Lineage: Eukaryota; Fungi; Ascomycota; Sordariomycetes; Diaporthales; Diaporthaceae
Exons: 4
Coding region: 1-1602 (533 amino acids)
Biological process (GO): transmembrane transport; L-cysteine transport
Cellular component (GO): membrane
Molecular function (GO): L-cysteine transmembrane transporter activity
Source: RefSeq, a predicted model, not a curated record
AUGGAGAACGACGACAACGUUCAAGUCGCCAAGGAACAGCCAUCUGUGUCCUCGGACAAGGCCUCGAUAAGACUGGCCAAGGUCGUAUCCGAAAGAGGCACGGAUGAGACUUUGCAACUGCUCGAGGAGCAUGGCUCCAAUGUAGGCGAGUUGACGGCCGAGGCCGAAGGGAGGCUGAAGGCGAAGAUUCGCAAUCAUAUUCUGGUCCUCGUCAUCAUCAUUGAUCUCAUGCUCUAUAUCGACAAGUCGACUCUGUCCUAUGCAGCCCUCCUAGGUAUAUACGAGGAGACUGGAAUCGAUGACACCCAAUACAACAAUCUCAACACGCUUUUCUACGCUGGUUAUAUGGUCGCCCAGAUCCCAGGCCAUUACCUGAUGCAGAAACUCCCGCUGGGCCGGUUCGUCACCAUUUCCGUAUUCCUCUGGUCGGUAGUGGUCUUCCUCCACUGCACGGCCAAGAGUUAUGGCGGCCUCAUCCCCCUGCGAUUCUUCCUCGGGUUCUUCGAGUCUUGCCUGGUUCCAGCGAUGGAGGUCACUAUGGGCAUGUUCUUCACCCCAGUCGAAGCCGUGCGCUACCAACCACUGUUCUGGACCUCGUGCCUGGCAUCCCCCAUCCCAGCCGGGUUCAUCGCGUACGGUCUCCUGCAUAUCCAGUCAAAGGACGUCCUGCCGUGGAAAUUUUUCAUGGUCAUCACCGGGGGCAUCACCCUCCUCAUCGCGGUAUACACCUUCUUCUUCUACCCGGACAACCCCGCCAAGGCCGGCUUCCUCACCCUCGACGAGCGCGUCCACACGAUCCGCCGCAUCCACGCGGCGACCAAGUCGUCCAUCGAGCAGAAGAUGGUGAAGCGGUCCCAGAUCAGCGAGACCCUCCGCGACCCCGUCUCCUGGCUCUUCUUCCUGACCGCCCUGGCCAACCAGCUCGCCAACAACCUCGCGUACCAGCAGAAUCUGCUCUUCCUGGCCAUUGGCGUGGACACACUCGGGUCGACGCUCGUCUCCGCCGCGGGCGGCGCCUUCGCCGUCGUGUGCUCUGUCUGCGCCUUCCUCUUCCUGCGGUUCUUCCCCGGCCACACCGCCUUCUGGGGCGCCUUCUGGUCCAUGUUCGCCGUCGCGGGCGGCAUCGGCAUGGUUGCGAUCCGAUGGACCGAGAGGCUGCCGCUCCUCGCCUGCAUGCUCCUUGCCGGGUCGACCUUUGGCAUCACGUACAUUGUCGCGCUCGGGUGGAACACGGCGACGGCGGGCGGGUACACCAAGAAGCUCAUGCGGAACAUGAUGUGGAUGGUCGGGUACAGCGUGGCGAACCUAGUAAGCCCCCAAAUCUGGGCCGUGAAGGACGGGCCGCGCUACUAUGGGGCGUGGAUUGCGCAGAUUGUGGUCAGCUGGAUCGGAGCUCCGCUGUGCAUGGGUGCGAUUCACUUCAUCCUGUCGCGGAGGAACAAGGAGCGAAGGAAGUGGAUUGCGGAACAGGAGGCGUUAGGAUACCGGCCCGUCGGCAUGGUCCAAGUCGAAAGGGAUGGGGCCACAGUACAGGUUGAGGCAGACGUUUCUCUGCUGGACCUGACGGACUUGGAGAACAAGUACUUCCUGUACCAGCUGUGA